Molecule: messenger RNA, 630 nt
Organism: Monoraphidium neglectum
Lineage: Eukaryota; Viridiplantae; Chlorophyta; Chlorophyceae; Sphaeropleales; Selenastraceae
Exons: 6
Source: RefSeq, a predicted model, not a curated record
AUGGCGUACGCAGAAGGCGCGCCCGCCGCUACGGCAGCCCCAGCCCUGCACGACGACCUCGACAAGCUGCUGCAGGUGCUGCCGCCUUUCCUGGGGGCCCACCUGGAGGCCCACCCCAGGCGCUCCGAGCUGCUGGAGAUUGUGCUCGACCUAGGGCGCCGCCCGGAGGCCCGCUUCGCCAGCGGCACCUAUGAGUACCUGUCAGACCAUGAGGUGACACGGGACGAGCUGGAGGCCGCCGCCAGCGCCGUCGGCGAUUUUGGGAGCGACAACAGGGCGGGUGUCCCCAGCACGCUGCACCGCAUCAGCGCGAUCCGCAACCGCCGCGGCGGCGUGGUCGGGCUGACCUGCCGCGUGGGGCGCGCGGUGACGGGGCACGUGGAGAUGAUCAAGGACAUUCUGACAGCCAGCACGCCGGUGCUGUUCCUGGGCCGGCCGGGCGUCGGCAAGACGACCGUCAUCAGGGAGAUCGCGCGCGUGCUGUCCGAGGACCUGGGGAAGCGCGUCGUAAUCGUGGACACAUCCAAUGAGAUCGGCGGGGACGGGGACGUGCCGCACCCGGCGAUCGGCGCGGCGCGGCGCAUGCAGGUGCCAGACGCGGCGCGGCAGCACCACGUUAUGAUUGAGGCC